GCACUGUAUGGAUGCUGGAAUUAUUUUAGUGUACAAAAGUGUGUAGGUAGCCAGGCUUACAGGUGCCUUUUGAAAUGAUUGUUUGACAAUCAGAUGAGAACAUCAUCAUAACUGGUUUUGGUAAUGCCACAUUUAAAGGUAAUACAUGUUUCAUUAAAUGACUAAUAUUUACUAAUAGGCCCACAGAGACCCUAUUAAAUUAGUAUUGAUUCUAUAUGUAAUACUAUGUUUAGAAUGAAACAGAAAAGUGCAAGCGUGUGCACACUGAAGAGGUCCCAUACCAGGAAGAAAUCUACUUUCACCCCGAGUAUAUACUGUAUAAAAUUGAUGUCACCUAUGAUCAUUUUUAGGAAUAUUUAUUGACUUGCCUUGCAGGAACCAAGAUGCAGGAGAUAGUUGUUUCCACGGGGAAGAUCAUUGAGCUCCUGCGUCCAGAUGCCAACAAAGGGAAGAUUAACACCCUGCUCACCAUGGAGGUGUUUGGCAUUAUCCGCUCCCUUAUGGCCUUCAGGCUGACUGGAGGAACUAAAGGUGUGUGUUAUGUGUCUCUGCCUGUACACCUGAGAUUGCAUUUUGGUAUAUAGAUAUGACUCAAUCUUGGUGCCAGAAGAGUAGUUGCUGUGUGUAAUGUAGAUUCAUAUUUUCUAUGUAUGUGGUUAAAAAGCUCUGAUUUUGAAAUCUCGAGACAUUUGUGCUUUUCAUGCCUAGACUACAUUGUGGUGGGCAGUGACUCAGGCCGCAUAUUGAUCCUGGAGUACCACCCCUCCAAGAACAUGUUUGAGAAGAUCCACCAGGAGACCUUUGGCAAGAGUGGCUGUCGUCGCAUCGUCCCUGGACAGUUCCUUGCCGUCGACCCCAAGGGCAGGGCAGUCAUGAUAGGUAAAUCAGCUCAGGGAACUGAGAGGGAGAUUGUUUUGGAAAGAGUUGGUAACGGUAAUUUUGUUGUUGUUGACAUCUGUGACUUGAUGGGAUAAUCCCCUAUUGCAAUGAACGGUUUUCAUCUCAGAGUUGUAGUUUACUGAUUACCUCUGUUUCCAGGUGUUGUAGUUUACUGAUUACCUCUGUGUUUCCAGGUGCCAUUGAGAAGCAGAAGCUGGUGUACAUCCUGAACAGAGAUGCAGCAGCACGUCUCACCAUCUCCUCUCCCCUGGAGGCUCACA
Molecule: messenger RNA, 1160 nt
Organism: Salmo salar (Atlantic salmon)
Lineage: Eukaryota; Metazoa; Chordata; Actinopteri; Salmoniformes; Salmonidae
Product: splicing factor 3b, subunit 3
Molecular function (GO): protein binding
Source: RefSeq, marked provisional